Messenger RNA from Lachancea meyersii CBS 8951, 1944 nucleotides. The record is from the annotation of a GenBank genome assembly. Lineage: Eukaryota; Fungi; Ascomycota; Saccharomycetes; Saccharomycetales; Saccharomycetaceae.
AUGAGACCGAUGUCAAUGAAUUCAACGACUGCAGAGCGCCUGUCACACUCGCAACAGGGUCAGGCUGGCUUUGGAGAAAGUUUGGCGCCGAACGGACCAGAAGCAGGCCCAAAAAGUGCAAUUUCAAAUGAUGCAAGUAUCCAUGUUCGAAGCACCGAGAACAGGAAUGUGAGCGGCAACGAACCGCCAUACCCGGUUUACAACGCUUCCACUGUGGAUAAAAUCAGCGAAAGUGGGAAAAACGGGCACACCAACGCCGAUAUGCUGGAAAAUCUGUUCCAACAGCAAAAAAGCCAUGCUCCUUCGCUGACCAGUACCUCCAGUGCUGGGGUGAGCAACUCUCGUGUCUCGCAGCAGUGGGCUCACCAUGCAACUAAGCAGCAGGAUCCCCGCUCCCCGCUUGUGGUGAUGCUCCCGACGUCGGCAAACCCCACAGAGGUUUUGGCUCAACGGUUCGCAGCAUGGAGAUCUGUGAUCCGCUCUAUUCUGGUGUACUUGACUGAAACAGUGUCCAUCCAAGACGAGGCCGUCAGACAGCAAUUGAGACUCUCCCACGCUGUAAAUUUCCCCUUUUUCGCCACAGAAAACCACUUACAGCUGUCCACACCGGAAGAGAAGACAAUCCAAAGAUUUUUCCUGCCUUUUGGGAAUGGGUCCAUCCAAGACCUGCCAAAUAUUCUGUCUCAAUUUCAUUCCCACAUGGCAAACGGGGCCUUGAAGGCGUCCAAAGAGUUAGCCAACGACGUUAUACCUAGACUCGAAGACCUAAGGGGAGACCUGCUCAUAAAAAUCAAAGAGAUUAAGGGUCUCAGCUCAGACUUCAAAAAUGCGUGCAGUAAAGAGCUGCAUCAGACGAGGAACGAUCUCAUGCAGUUUCAGGAGGCUGUUGAAGCUGCCAGGUAUGGGUCUCCAAAGCAUGACCCACAUCUACUAAAGAUUACGCUUGACAAACAAAUUAGGAGGCAGCUGAACGAGGAAAAUAUGCUGCACGAAGCGUUCGAAAACCUUCAAGGAUCUGGAAGAGAGCUCGAAAAGGUUGUUGUGAUGGAAAUUCAAAACGCUCUGACUAUUUAUGCCCGCCUCAUGGGGCAAAAUGCUCAACUUGUCUUUGACGUACUAAUUUCAAAACUUGAUGUGGGCUUCUUUAACAAGGAAGCAGUUUUUGAGUGGGAUAACUUUAUCUCAAAGGACCCCAACUUCAUACAGCCAAAUUUGCCUGUUCGACACAUGAGGGAUAUUGUUUACAGAUAUCAGGACGAUCCAUUAACUUAUGAAGUUAAAUCAGGAUUUUUAGAAAGACGCUCUAAGUUUUUGAAGUCUUAUUCCAAGGGAUUUUACUUGCUGACACCCAGUUAUCUUCAUGAAUUCAAAACACCUGACAGGAAAAAGGAUACAAUUCCCGUCAUGUCGCUUCCGUUGAACGAUUGUACUGUUGCUGAGCAUUCCAAGAAAGGUUCGACCGGCUUUAAAUUUAUUUUACAUGCUAAACAAAACGGCAUCAUUCAUAGGGGUCAUAAUUGUGUCUUCAGAGCCGAGUCAUACGAGUCAAUGAUGGGGUGGUUUGAAGACCUUAAAAAGCUGACAUCAACGUCCAAUCCAAUUGAAAAGGCUAAAUUUGUUACCGCGAGAUUAAGUUUGAACUCCGACAGAAGAGUAUCCAGGAGGGCUUCAUCCAUGAAAGCUAACGGCAAGGGCCUGCCUCGAACUCUUUUGUCCCCUCAGCAACAACAUGGACAGAACAAUCUUCAAACCCCCGCAUUAGACAAUCAAACUAAUACCAAUACUUCUGUUUCCAUUCCUGAGACUGAGUAUGACUUACAUGACGUAAAUAUUGCUCAGCCAAGGGUGUCACAAAGUAGUAGGGGUCGCAUUUACGACGGAGAUAUUUACAUCGACAGCGGACGUGACCGCGGGCUGGGACUCACCGAUGCGAAACAUUAUUAA